GAAGGGAGAAGCGGUAGCCUAAAGCUUCGGCAGUAUUGUCGUUUCGCAGGAUAUUUGGAAGAGACGAUUGUUGGAAUAAUCGCGCAAGAACUGUUGCAGUCUCUCUGCACAAACAAAAAGGUGUCAAAAUGUCACGGAUAUUACGAGUAGUAUUAAAUUCGCGACCUGGGAAAAAUGGGGAACCGGUUCCAGAGAACUUCCGUGUCGAGGAGAGUACCCUAAUGACAGAUCUGAAACCGGGAGAGGUCCGCGUACGGACUCUGUAUCUCUCUGUCGACCCCUACAUGCGGUGCCGUAUGAACGAGGACACGGGUGCAGACUAUCUUUCGCCGUGGGUAUUGUCAGAGUGUGUGGAUGGAGGUGGCGUGGGAGUGGUGGAGUCCAGUCGCCAUGAUGCUUUUUCAAAGGGGGACACUGUGACAUCUUUCAACUGGCGUUGGCAAACUCGUGACGUGGUGGAUGGGAGUCGCCUACAGAAGCUUGACCCUGACCUGGUGAAUGGACACCUGUCCUACUUCCUGGGUGCGGUGGGCAUGCCAGGUCUCACCGCCCUGUUGGGUGUGAGGGAAAAGGGUCAUUUGAAACCUGGAGCUAAUCAAACCAUGGUGAUCAGUGGAGCUGCCGGGGCUUGUGGGUCAGUGGCUGGGCAGAUUGGCAAGCUGGAUGGCUGUGGCAGGGUGGUGGGCAUCUGUGGGUCAGAGGAGAAGUGCAGGGUCCUAGUCUCCGAAUUGGGCUUCUCCUCAGCAGUGAACUAUCGCCAGGGGGACGUCUCUACAGCACUGAGGGAGAGCUGUCCCGAUGGAGUGGACAUGUACUUUGACAACGUGGGGGGUGCCAUCAGUGACACAGUCAUAGCACAGAUGAACAAAGACGCCCACGUGAUCCUCUGCGGACAGAUUUCCCAGUACAAUAAGGAUGUGGCCUACCCACCGCCCCUCAGCACAGAGACACAGGAAUUGUUGCGCAGCAAAAAUAUCACCAGGGAAAGGUUUAUGGUGCUCAGUUACAUGGAGAAGCAUGAGGCUGGUCUUCUGCAACUGAGCCAAUGGGUGAAGGCAGGACAGAUCAAAGUGCUAGAGACCAUUGUGAAUGGUAUAGAGAACAUGGGAAGGGCAUUUUGUUCCAUGAUGACAGGGGGUAACAUUGGGAAACAGAUUGUGAAGAUUUCUGACUGAACUGAACCAAAACCUAUUCUUCAGCAGUGACUGCUGCUCUCACAAGAGGCCUUCCAUAUAUGUUGUGGGGUGAGAGCUCCCAUUCUGUCUGUUAUGAGAGUUCCCCUUUAGUAGAGCUAUAGUUGUACACUUUGUUUGGAUAAGUUGUUAUUCAGUAACUAAUUGUCAACCUGUAACUCUCAAUCCAAA
Molecule: messenger RNA, 1364 nt
Organism: Megalops cyprinoides (Indo-Pacific tarpon)
Lineage: Eukaryota; Metazoa; Chordata; Actinopteri; Elopiformes; Megalopidae
Gene: ptgr2
Product: prostaglandin reductase 2
Exons: 9
Coding region: 129-1175 (348 amino acids)
Biological process (GO): prostaglandin metabolic process
Molecular function (GO): 15-oxoprostaglandin 13-reductase [NAD(P)+] activity
Source: RefSeq, a predicted model, not a curated record